AUGCUGAGAACGAUAGCUAGAAAUUUUACAGCCACGAGGAGAGCGCCACAGAAAUCACAGGGUUUGGAUUAUUUGCUAGAGAACAUGGAGCCUCUGCAGACGAGAUCCAGCGCGCAGAACCCGUCAGAGUAUCUGCCAGCAAGCUCCUUCAGAACUGGCCACAGCUACUACCCCUCGAGCUUUGGACACACGCCCGCACAAUUCUUCAAAAAGCCUUCAGCGCCCGAGGGUGUCAAGUUACCUGAUCUGAACAGGCUCUCUCUGUCCCCUAACGCCAUGUCUGUCUUCUUAACCUCGAUGGGCAAGAUACAAUCAAGGAGGAAGACCGGCUUGAGCUGGAAAGAACAGCGCAAACUGGGCAAGGCAGUCAGGAGAGCAAGACAGAGCGGUCUUUUGAACACAUUCGCCGUCGGGUCUAACAGGAAGUUGUAA
Wallemia mellicola CBS 633.66 is the source of this 432-nucleotide messenger RNA. RefSeq lists its product as hypothetical. The transcript has 2 exons. Gene Ontology annotation, biological process: mitochondrial translation. Gene Ontology annotation, cellular component: mitochondrial small ribosomal subunit; ribosome. Lineage: Eukaryota; Fungi; Basidiomycota; Wallemiomycetes; Wallemiales; Wallemiaceae. Bases 1 to 432 code for a protein of 143 amino acids. The record is from RefSeq and is a predicted model, not a curated record. Gene Ontology annotation, molecular function: structural constituent of ribosome; small ribosomal subunit rRNA binding.